This is a messenger RNA of Paramecium primaurelia, 9282 nucleotides long. The record is from the annotation of a GenBank genome assembly. NCBI's taxonomy places the organism in Eukaryota, Ciliophora, Oligohymenophorea, Peniculida, Parameciidae.
AUGAAAAACGCAUACGUAACAAUAGUCAUUGUGAGUUUGCUCACUUUUGCAAGUUCAAGUAAAAGCUAUAAAUUAUUUAGAGCUAACACUUCAAUAAGCAGUUAGUUUGAAUAUGCAAAAUUUGAGAUGCCAAGACCUAGAUGACAUAAAUAUAAUGAUCUCUGACACAAUUUAGUGGAAAGAAGCUAUUGAGUUAAAUAAUUAAUUGGGAGAUGAUUUAAAUGGAUUGUUGGAAGUAGAGAAAAUUGUUAAAAAUACAAAACAAUAGCUAUUGCAUUAAUAAUCAUUAAUGGAAAUUGAGAUGCCUGCUAAACAAGAAUUUUAAGCUAAAUUUGAGAUAGAUCUAGCAAAAAUUAUGAAGUUAAUGUAAUAAAUGAAUGUAAAGCAAUCUAAAAAAGAGAAAUUAGAUCUAUUAACUGAAAUUGAUGUUUGUAUUUAAGCAACAAAAUAAAAAAUGCAAUAAAUAUUAUCACAAUCAUCAAAAGCUACUGUUUAUGAUAAAGAGUAACUAACUUCUAAUCUAAAAUAAUUAUUGUAAAUAAAGCAAUAAUGUUAAAAUUAAUAAUAAGAAAGUAAAUAAAAAAUUAGUAGAACAAAUAAUCACUCUUAAGCAAAUAAUUAUGAUGAAUAUGAUUAUGAUGAUGCUAUUUAAUAAGUUUUAUAUGAUAGUGAUUCUGAUUAUGAUUAUGAUUACAGUAAUUAUUAUGAUUAUGAUGAUUAUGAUUAUAAUUAAGGAAGACAAUAUUAAAGUAAGUCAAAAAAACAAUCAAAUUAAAGAACAAGAAUAAAUUAAAAAUAAUUAAAAUAACCAAAAUAACUUAGAAUAAAAAAGUAAAUUAAAAAGAAGAGAGAUUAAGAAAUUCAUUAACCUAAUAUUUAAAAAUAGAAUUAUAAUGAAGAAUAAUUUUAGGAUUAAGACUUUUCAGAUACAGAUUCUGAUUAACAAUAUUAAAAUCCAACAUUUCUAAAUAAUGAAGAAGAUGAUAAUAAUUACUUUCCUGUAUAGGAAUAAGAAGAAUAAUAGGAUUAAGACUUUACAGAUUACUAUGUUGAAUAGGAUUCAAAACCAUAUGAUGCACUUGAUCCAUAGAAUUAAUAUAAUAUUAUUUAAGAUUCACAUAUUUUGGAGGAUUAAGAUGUUUAAAAUUAAGAAAAAAAUAAUGAUGAUUUAAAAGAAAUAAAUUCUUUUGAUGAUAUUUUAGAUCAUUUGAAAAAAUAAACAGAUAAUAAUUAUUAAUAAUCAGAUGUUCAAGAUGAUUAAGAAUUUUAAGAUAAUAAUGAUAAUUAAAUUGAUAUAUAAGAAGAAUAAGAAUAUGUUUAAUAAACUGAUUAAGAUGUAGAAACUAUUCAACCAAUUUAGAAUUAAAAAUAAUAAAGAUUUAUUAAAUUAAAUAAUGAUGAUUAUGAACAACAACAAGAUUUUGAUUAUUAAAUUGAGUAAGAAAAUGUUUCAUAAAAUAUAUCUCCAAGUUAAGAAUUAUCAACACUUGAUGAAUAUGAUAAUAACUAUUCUUAAAAUCAAGACAAUGAACAAAAUAAUAAAGUGAUAACUGAUAAAGUCAAUCUUGAUGAUGUUGAAUAAGAGGAUAACUCAGAAAUUGAAUAUAUAGAAGAUUUUAAUAAUUCUGAAAUAUAGUAUGAAUAUGUUAUCUAAGAUUAGUAAAAUAAUGAAUCAUCAGAUAGUUAUAAUGAUAAUGAUGAAUAAAAUUAAACUCAGUUAUAAUUAAAUCAUAUAUAAGAUGAAUAGACAGAAACCAUUUAAGAUAUUUCAGAUAUACCAGACUCAUUGAAACAAACUACUUAAAUCAAAGUUUAAGCAGAAGAAUUUAAAUUAUCAGAUUAAUAAUAAUAACCAUAAUAGUAGGAUUAAUAAUAAUAAUCAUAAUAGAAAGAUUAAUAAUAAUAACCAUAAUAGUAGGAUUUAUAACAAUAAUAAUAAUAAUAGAAAGAUUUAUAACAAUAGCCAUAAUAGUAGGAUUAAUAAUAGCAAUAAUAGUAGGAUUAAUAAUAACAAUAAUAGAAAGAUUAAUAAUAAUAGCCAUAAUAGUAGGAUUAAUAAUAAUAAUAAUAAGCAACAAAUUCAUAAUAAUAAUAAUAAUAAUAAUAAUAAUAAUAAUAAUAAUAAUAAUAAUAAUAAUAAUAAAAUACUUUGUAAACUUAAGAUUAAAAUAUUUAAACAAAAGAUUUACCACUUACAUAAUAGCAAUCAUCACAAUAAUCUUAAUAAAAUUAAACAACAAAUAAUAAUUAAUAAGACUAGGAAGUUAUAAAUUAAUAAGCUAAAUAAUAAGAAACUUAAUAAGUUAAUAAUUAAUAAUAACCAUAAGCUUAACAAGUUAAUCCUUUAUAGAGUGAGUAACCAUCUGCUUAAUAAGGAGCAGUUCAAUAAGUAUAAUAAUAAGGAAAUUAAUAGCCUUCUGAUACAUAAUAAUAAAAUUCAUAACCUAAUCCAUUAUAGACUUCAGAAUAGUAAGAUAAUAGUUAAUAAAUAAAAAUACCUGAUUAAUUAACCGAACCUCAAACUUAAUAAAAGGACCCAUCUUAAUAACCUUCCAUAGAAAUUGACUAAAGUCAAUUAUAACCUCAAAAGGUUAGCGAAUAAAAACCAUCCUUACCUACAGAAUUGAUUCCAGAUACAUAAUCCUAAAUCCCUACUAAAGGGCUUGAUGAGAAUCCUGAUUAAAUUAUUGACCCAGUUAAAUUUGUUCCAUUCAAACAUAAACCCUUAUAGAGCACAGCAAAUAUUUUGAUUAGAUAAUCGAAAUUUUAUGAUUCAACAAUAGAAGGAAAAGCAUCUUAUGAAAUUCAAUUUUCAAAUAAAGAAUUAUAAGAUUCUGAAGAGUAUGGAUAUGGAUUUUGGAUGAGGUAUUAGAGUACAUUAGAACACAAGAUGCAAUAAAAUUAAUAUCAUUUUUUAUCUAGAUUGACUUCUAUAAAGGAUUAUUUGGAUUUUUAAAAUUAUGGUGAUAGGACUUUGGCAAACUUUUUGGUGGAUAACUCAUUUGUAUUUGCUACUUAUGAUUAUGUUGGAAGAGAGAAGAAUAAGGUGGCUUAAAUAAGUUUAAAUCAAAAUAUAGAUGGUAGAUGGUAUUUUGUGUCAUUCUCGUAUAGUAGUCGUAAAUAGAAAUCAGUAGGAUUUAUUUUAACAUAUGGUAAGGGUAGGGAAUUUUAGAGAAUUGAGAUACCAUGUACUCAUGCUCCACCAUUUUAUAUGUCAAUGACAGUAGGAGGGAAGCAUUUACAUUAUCCAGGAUUGUAAGGUUAAUUUGCAAAUAUCUUUUACGAUAUAGAAGCUCCUGCAUUGAUUGAUAAUGAAUAGGAAUUAUUUAAUUUGGUUGAAACAAUGUCUUUUAUGCCAUAAGGAUUGAAGACUUAUCAUGAGGAAGUGAUAGUAGGGCCACCAGUUGAUAUGGAUGGAAAUACAAAUUGUAGUUUUGAGAAAGGAUUUAAGGAUUCUUUUAUUUAUGAACAUUAUGCAAUAGCAGGUUGGUUUAGAUGGGUUGAUAAUUUGGAUGUGAAAGAAUUGAAUUCAUUUUAGAUAAUGAAUUUGAGAUCAAAUAAAUAGAGAUUGAAAGAUAAAAGAGAAUUAGGUGAUAGAGCUCUAGAAAUUCAUUUUAUAAGAGGAUUGUAGAAUAUAGGAUUGAAUUUUCAUACUUAUUCAGUGACUGGUAAUGAGGGUAAAGGAAGUGAGAUGAUAGUGAAAUCAGUACCAUAUACAACAAAUGUAUGGACUUAUGUUUAUUUUGGAUUUAAUUAAGAGGAGAAGAAAGCUUAAGGUAUAAUGAUAAAAGUAGGAGUGAAUGAGGAAGUAUUAUUUGAAGGACUAGAACAUAAGAAUACUAAUUCAUUAUAUUUUACAUUGGGUGGAGAUCAGACAGUUGCCUCUUUUAAUGGUAGAGUGUCUCAGGUAGGUGUAUAUUUGGGACCUGAAAGUUAUGCAAAAUCUAAGAAAUUAGAUUAUAAUUUUGGAUAUGGUGAUGGAGCUGUAAGAUUAUUUUAGUUGGUGAAACCAUUAGUAAUGAGAGGAUAAUAGGAUCAAUAUGAAAUAUCAUUUGAUUAAUAAGAUUCAAUUAUAAAUCAAAUUCUAAUUUAAGAUGAUAAUAAUAUAAGAAUAAAUGGAUUAAGUGAAUAUUCAAUAGGUUUAUGGACAUGUUGGUUAAGUAGUUUUCCAAAGUUUUUAGGAAGUAGAAGUGAUUUUCAUUAGAUUGCUAGAAUGGGAACAUAGAGUAAAUUGUUAGAGUUGAAGAAUAAUAAGUUAAUAUAGAGUGUUAAUGGAUAAGUAAAUAAUGAUAUUAAAGAUACUACAUUAUAAAUGAGAUUGGGCAAGAAAGAAUAUGAAUUUUCAACUUAUAAUUUAAUAAGUAAUGACAUUAAAAAAGGUGUAAUUGCUUUAGAUUCUUAAUUAGAAGGAUCCUGGAAUUAUUUAUCAUUUUCUUAUAAGAGAAUGAACAAUAAUAUGGGUUUAGCUAAGGGUUAUGUUUAAUUUGGUAUUGGAGGAUAAGUAAAGGAAUGUACAAUUGAAGUGUUACAUGAUUUUAUUUUAGAAUAUGUUGAAUUGAAUGUAGGAAAAUCAAAUAUUCCACAAUUUAAUGGUAAAUUAGCAAAUAUACAGAUGAGAUUAGGAAAUGGAGCAUUUUUUGUUGAUAUUGCAUAAUAUGAAUAAUUUUAAAAAUUAGAAAAACCAAUUUUAGGUUUAAGUUAAGCAGUUCGUAAGAGUAUUUAAUUGUUGGGUUAAGAGACAGAGAUGAUAAAAGUGAAGGAAACUGAAAAUUUAUUUGAGUAUUCUUAAUAUUCAGGUGUUAAUGAAUAUGCAUUAUCAGGUUGGAUUAAAUGGGGAGGUGAUUAAAAACAAGGAGGAUUAUAUAGUAUAUUGAUGAUGGUUUAGAAGAAGUAAUAAGAUAUUAAACCAGGAUAGAGUGAUAGUUAAUUAUAUGUAUAAAGAACAGAUAAGGAUUAUAUAUUUGGAACUUAUAAUUGUAAUGGAGAAGAUUGUUCAUAAUCAUAGGAGAAGAAUAUUGAAUUUAAUGAAUAUUAUAAUUAAUGGACAUUUAUUUAUAUUGGGUAUACAUAAAAAUAGAAGAAAUUAUUUGGAUUAUGUAAAUUCACAUUUAAUUAAUAAUAAUAAACAUUUUAAGAAAUUAAUAGAAUAUUAUUGUCAACAUUUACUAUAUUUUUGGGAAAGAAAUAUCAAUUAGCAAAUUAAUGGUUAGGUUCAAUGAAAUAAUGGGUAUUGAAUGUUGGAGAUGGUUCUUAUUUAGAAAAUGGAUAUGAAUAAAGUGAAACUGUAGAAUUAAAUUUUGGAUUUAAUAGUGGAACUGAUCAUUUGAAAUUGUAAACAGCAAAUCAAGAAAUAGAUCAUAGUAAUAAAGUUAUAGAUUCAUAAGCAGAUAAAUAAAAUAUUCCAUGGAUGAUUGAAUUAAAUGAGUAAUCAGAUGUUAAAAUAGAAGGAGUAAGUUCAUAUGGUUAUGGAAUGUGGAUAAGAUUCAGAUAUUAUGGAGCUAGUAUUCUCUAUAGUCAACCUAAAUGGAUGGGAUUGAGUAGAUUGACAACCAAUAAAGAUUAUAGAGAUGCUGAUAAUGUUGGUGAUAGAGUAUUAAUGAUACUAUUUGGAAAAGGAGAAGAUGAAAAAUCAUAAGGAAUAUUCUAAUUUUCAACUUAUACAAUAGGUUAACCUAAUAUCUUCAGUAAUUUAUAAUAUUAAAUGGAAUAUGAAUCUGAAUGGGUUUAUAUUUAUUAUAGUUAUAAACGAAUAUCUUAAACUUAAGGUGUUGCUAUGGGAUAUGUAGGAAGAAUGGAUAUUGUAGAUGAACUUAAAAUAGAUGCAUUACAUAAUCCAAUUAGUAACUAUGCUCAACUUACAAUUGGUCAUAGUGGAAAAUAUUAUCCAAACUUUAAUGGAUAGUUGACAGGUAUCAAAUUUAGAUUAGGAAAUGGUGCCUUUGUUGAAUCUAAAAAUGAUAUAUUAUAAAGAAUUAAGAACACAGACAUAAUGCCUAAUGUUCCUUAUGAUGUUUCUCAUAAAUAUACCAUUAUUGAUGGAAAAAUUGACAAUUAUAAGGUUAUACCAAAUAAUCCCUAAAUGAUUGAUUUUCCAACUAAUGAAUAUUCUUUAGCUUUAUGGUAUAAAUAAUUCCAAAAAAUUAAUGACAACAAAGAAACCGUUGUUCGAGUUACUCAGAAUCCUGUAGGUAAAGUAUCUGAUUCAUCAUGGGUUGGUGAUAGAACUCUUGCCUUUUUUAAAAAUAAUAAAGAUAAUAUGGAAUUCUCCACUUAUACUUUAUUGAAAGGUAUGAGUUUUGGUAUUCCUUAUAAUUGUUAAAUUCCAGAACUUAGUCAACACAAUUGGUCAUUUAUUUAUAUGGGAUAUAGUAAGAGUAAAUAAAAGUUCUAUUACUAUCUUUCAGUAGAUGAGUAUAUAUGUAAAAGUGAAGAAAUUAUCCUACAUGCUAUAAGUGAUAGACUCUGGAUUUAUGUAGGUAGUGAUAAUAUCCAAUAAAGAUUUGAAGGCAAUUUAGCUUAAAUUGCACUUACAAUAGGUCCAGGUUCAUAUACUAAUAGUAAGAUACCAUUUUUAGCAGAAUAUCUUGUUGCUGAUAAACUAUUCCCUAAAUAAAAAAAAGUUACAUGGGAGAAGAAUGAAUAAAUAAUGUUAGUUUCAGAUGGUGAUGAAACUAUAAGUUCUCUGAAAGUUGAGUUAUUUAAUGGGUUUCAAUAUCCAUUUGAUUAAAUGCAAGAAUAUGCUUUUGGUAUGUGGACACGUUAUCUCACAACUAUUCCUUAAAGAUAAUUAACAAAACCUGCUCUAAUGUAAUUAGCACGAUUAUCAAUCAAUAAAUAAACUACAGAUGGUGUUAUUAAACCAGGAGACAGAGUUCUAGCUACUCAUAUUGUAUUUAAUUAUUAUUAAAUAUCAACUUAUGAUCUCAAUACUGAUGCUGGAAUAUAAUAAAAAUUUGUGAAAUAUAAUUAAUUAGAAGGUAUCUGGAGAUAUAUUUAUAUGGGUUACAGCAAAGAUAUUGAGACUAUCUCAUGUUAUACUUAUGAUACAACAAUAACUGAAAUGAAAAUAGACAAGAUUUUACAUAAACCAUUAACUGAUUACUUAUUAUUUAGAAUAGGAAAAGAAGAUACAAUUACAGGUUUUUAAGGAAGUAUUACCAAAAUUAUGUUAUCGAUUGGUCCUGGCUCUUACAUUAAAUAAUAAGAUUAAUUCAAGGCUUAAAUAGAUACUACUUUUUCUUUGCCAUUUUAAUUGACAUAAGAAUAUAUUGAUAAAGAAAAGCAUGGGAAGUUUGAAAUUAUUGAAGAUGUCAAUUAAAUUGAUAUUACUAAUGGAAUACAAUUUGAAGGUAAUAGAUGGAGUGGAAUUAGUGAAUAUGCUUUUAGUGGAUGGAUUAAACCAACAGGUACAGGAAAUACAGAUUGUUAAUUAAUUUUAAGAUUAACUAAUAAUAAUGUUGAAAUCUUAAAUGAUAGAAAAUCUUAAGGAGAUAGAACCUUACACAUUACUAUUUGUAAUACAUAAUUGAUUAAGUAUUCAACUUACACAUUAGUAGAUUUAAAAGAUGCAAAUGAACCUAAAUUUAUGGAUGGUUAAUUAGAAUUGAAUGAUUAUAAUUAUGCUUGGAAUUAUAUCUAUAUGGGUUACAAUUAAAGAACAAGUGAGGUUCAUUGUCUAUUGCAUACAUUAAUUGAAGAUAAACCAAUAACUUGGGAAUAAGUAUAACAUUAUGUACCUAAUUAUUUGGGAUUGUACAUUGGAUAAGAUAAAUUUACUAAUAAAUUUAUUGGAUAAAUGAAUAAAUGGACAGCAGCAUAUGGAUAAGGUGGUUAUGUAAGUUUAAAGAAGAAUGGUUAUUAAUAAUAAUUACCAUAUUAUGGUUUGGUUUAACCAAAUAAAUAAUUCUAAUGGAAUUCAAAUAAAGAUACUGUAAUAUAGACACCUGAAUUUAUUGUUUAAGAAUUUACUAAUGAAAUUGAUUCUGUAACUGAAUAUGCUGUUGGUAUUUGGACAAGAUGGUUAACAGAUUUCCCUGAUCAUUUAGUAGAGAGAAAGGAAUCACAUUCUAUUUUUAGAUUAACAGCUAAAAAAGAACAUUAAGAUAAAUCAUAAAUAUAAGAUAGAGUAUUGAGUGCAUUUUUAAAUAAGGGAUCUUAUGAUUUCAGCAGUUAUGAUAUAGCAACAAAUAACUUUGCAGUAAAUAGUUUAGUUGCAUAUGAUUAAAUUGAAGGAUCAUGGAAUUUUAUAUAUAUGGGAUAUAAAGAUGGAUAAACAGUAGGUAUAAUAAUUGUAAGAGAUACAGCUAAAGCUUUGAAAGUAGAAUUAACAACAAAACAUAUACCUUUAGUGGGAUAUGCUAAAUUUUUAAUUGGUGUUUCUGAAUUUGGACAUGGUCAAUUUCAUGGUUGGCUUUUUGAUCCACGUUUAUAUUUAGGAUAAGGUAGUUUUAUUAAUGAAAGUCAAAAAGUUGUAGAUUUACUUCAAAAAAUUCAUCGUAAAUUACCAUUACCAGCAGUUGAUUUGGCUGAUUUUAAAUGGACUAUUCCUUAAAUGGAUACAACUGAAAAUAUUAAUGCUGAUGUUAUUAAUUAUAAAUUUUUGGAUAAAUAAGAAUCUCUUGAAUAUUCAUAUGGAAUGUGGAUACAAUAAUCUCCUUUAUUACCUGGAAUGCCAAUAGUUCCAAGAAUUAUUUCCAGGUUAUCAACUAAUCAUCCCUAAUUUAUGAAAGAUUAACAAUUAGGAGAUAGAACUCUACUUGUUAGUAUAUUGAAUGAUAAAUUGAGUUAUAAUACAUAUAAAUUACUUGAUACACCAGAAUUUGAAUAGAAAGUAGAAGAGAUUUAAGUUGAAUAAUUAUAAUGGACUUAUGUAUUUUUCUAAUACAAAAAAGGAAAUGCAUUAGCUUAUGCUUUAUAAGUUAAAUAAGCAUAUUAAAAAAAAAUUGAAGCCUUACAUGUUAUACCAAAUGUGUUUUAUUUUUAUAUUGUAAAAGACUAAAAUUUCGCAGAAUUCUAUGUAUUAUGUUGUUUGAUUUAUUUUAGGGAAAAGUUAGUGAUGUGAAAGUGUACUUUGGCUCAAGCAGUUACUUCGAAGAUCCAUAAGUUACAAUAGAGAAAUGGCCAUUUGAUAAGAAAUACUUACAACCUGUUUCUGAAUCACCUAUUAAUAAUCAACAAAUCACCUCUGCUAAAAUAUCUAGAAACAUGGAUAUCAAAAAUGAAAAAUACAUUGGGGAUUAUUGAUUAAAUAUGAUAUAUAAUUAAAAUUAACCUAGUUUCACC